Scomber japonicus (chub mackerel) is the source of this 602-nucleotide messenger RNA. RefSeq names its product brain and acute leukemia cytoplasmic protein. The transcript is spliced from 3 exons. The record is from RefSeq and is a predicted model, not a curated record. Lineage: Eukaryota; Metazoa; Chordata; Actinopteri; Scombriformes; Scombridae. Gene Ontology annotation, cellular component: cytoplasm. The coding region runs from base 222 to 602 and encodes 126 amino acids.
AUGCUGGUCAGCUGCUGUCUGUGGGGAGCAGCAUCACAACCACCAUCCACCUCCACAACUACCACCAGUAGCAGUCGCACCAGCAGAAUGAUCAGUUUCAUGCGGGUGAUGGACACGGGAACACGGAUGGAGCUGCAGCAGUAGAGAUCCGGGAAGGAUGCUGCAGAGGCUGUGAGACAAACCGAGUCCAUGUCAGCCCGCUGCUGCUCCACCUGUCGUGGAUGAUUUUCUCGAUGGGUUGCGGAGGGAGUCGGGCGGACGCGAUCAUCGAGCCGAGGUACCAUGAGAGCUGGACCAGGGAGACCGAAUCGACCUGGCUUACCAAUACCGACGUUGAGACCCCCCUUUCUGUAGCAAACAGUAAAGCUCUCGAGGCCAGUCUGAGGGAGAAGAGGAUGGUGAACACAGGCACCCAGUGUGGGAAGCAGGCCCUCACCACCACUGGCUCCAACCACCAGAGGAAACUCAGGCGCUCCUUCAGUGAUCAAACCACUCGUGACUCCAAAAGGAGGGAGGCCAGUGCUUUGUCUAAAGAUGGGCAGUCUGUCAAUAUCAACAGUAGUGGAGAAGCCGAAGCUGGGAACGCGUGUGAUGAAAGAUGA